AAAUCAAAGGGCAUUAAACUUAAAAUAGCAAAUUUAAAUCGUCAAUUGUUUUCUAUGGAGUUUUAUUAUCAAAACUUUGCGUAAAUUGACGUAUUUGUUAUUAAAAUGGGUCAUUGACCAUUCAGAUUAAUGAAAAUUAUUCCGUCAAUGGGGUAUCGCACUAUCGAUCAAGAAAGCCAUUGGUGACUACUACUCAUCACAUGAACAACAUCGGUUCACUCUCAAGCACAUUGUUGUCAAUGUGACCAAAAAUAUUCGAGAAACUCAACAGAUUAGACUGUUGAUCGAGUGUUUACUGAUAGCUUAUGUACUGUGGCUAUGAUGCGCAGCCUUUUUAUAGCACAACAAAAGAGCGACCACAGCAAAUAAACCAAGUUGUAUCGACAGAAACACAGAAGUAACGCCAAAUCUGCUUUAGCGGCUCUCUCAUUACAUUUUAACCAAGCAACGAACGCCAUUGAAAAAUCAAGUCAUACACAUUUCGAAACACCAAAAUAAAAAUGACUCUGAUAAAUAUCGAAACGUAUAGCACUUGUUUCCUGUUGAUUGUGCUGUUAAGUGUUUGCAACAUGGGUGAUACAGUUGAAGUACCGUGCAUUCAACGCACUUACAACGAAUGUGAGGUGGAUCCGUCGGUUUGCCCAAAUCUGAAUGAUGUAAAUACCGCCAACGAAGACAACAUCAUCAUUCCGUCAUACGAAAGUGUGAAAGAUACAAUCUCAAUCGACAUUCUCUGUCCAACCAAUUUAACUCACGUACCCCGAUUUAUACUUCGCAAAUUUCCGAAAUUACGUCAAAUUCGGAUGAUGAACACCGGCAUUACGUCAUUGAAUGUUGGAAGUUUUUUGUCCGGCCACAGCUUAACGCAACUCGAUUUGCGCAGCAAUCAAAUUUCCACCGUUCCAGCAAAUGUGUUCGCCAAUUUGAAUCGUCUGGAGCAUAUUAAUUUGGCCUACAAUAAAAUUGCACGCGUCGAACCGGGCGCAUUUGACCAGGUACCAGCGCUUAGAACGGUGAUUUUAUCAAAUAACCUGUUGCAAACCAUUGAAUCGCGUAGUUUUAAUGGUGCUGGAAAUUUGACAGAAUUGUAUUUUGAAUCGAAUGAAAUUCAGACCAUCGAAACAGGUGCACUUAAUCUACCAAAACUAGAAAUCAUUUCGUUGAAAGACAAUCGUCUAACAUCACUGCCAAAAGACGUAUUCGGAAAUGCAGAGCGUUUGGAAAAGGUUGACUUGAGCAACAAUGCUUUGGUUGAAAUUGGUGAUUUGUUCAACGAUAAGACGAGUUUGUAUUCGUUGAGUUUGAGUAAUAAUCCUGAUGUGAAGGAUGCCGAUUUAUUCAAACUGACCCAUCAAAUUCCCAACCUUAGCUACCUAUAUUUGGCCAACACCGGGCUUAAAUUAACAAAUGAACCAAAGGAGCCGACCAAACAAACUGACACGGAAGACGAAUCAAAUUAUUCACUAACAUAUUUGGAUUUGUCAAGUAACAAUUUGAACUCGCCGGAUAUUUUCUUGCAUUUAACGCAGUUCAAAAGCUUGAAAACAAUCAGUUUGAACAACAAUGAUAUGACACACUUGAAUCAUAUCGCAUUGCUGAAAGGACUAUUUUCCCGUUUAGAUUCCAUUGAAUUCAAGUACAAUUCAAAUGUAGAUUUAAAUUGGCUUCGACGAGCCGUGCCAAUCCUUAAAAAGCAAAACAUUCGGCUCAUUAUGGAGCAACAGCUAAGCGAAUAAAUCAAAUCGAAUGGAUGUAGUUGUAGACAUUUUAUAGAAGUUUAAAGUAGAUAAGAUGUACACUAAUGUACUUUUAAAUAAAUAAAUGACAUGAAAUUCUUGUUCAUAAAUCUA
Molecule: messenger RNA, 1850 nt
Organism: Sitodiplosis mosellana (orange wheat blossom midge)
Lineage: Eukaryota; Metazoa; Arthropoda; Insecta; Diptera; Cecidomyiidae
Product: ras suppressor protein 1-like
Exons: 2
Coding region: 501-1736 (411 amino acids)
Molecular function (GO): protein binding
Source: RefSeq, a predicted model, not a curated record